UGUGCAUGUGCAGUUAUGAGUUGAGUGAACGCGCAGACAUGAAGGAACUGAAACUUAGCGGUUGUUCACCGUAGUGUUACAAAUACUUUAAUUAACAUAUAAUUAGCUGAAUUUAGGAAGUAUAUAAAGCUGAAGUGGAACAUUUAUAACUAAAAUGGACAUGUUCACCGAAGACGCAGAAUUCAUUGAUAUAAACAUGAUGCAGAUAUUUAGGGAUAUGUUUCGUAGAUGUUCUAUUCAAAGGAUGAUGGAAUAUAACUUAUUAGGGCUGAUGGCACCUGAUGAUGAGCUAUCACACUUUCCCUCUAUAGACGUUCAGGCAAAAGACAGUAACGUGGAAAGAAAAGCAAGAUUAUUACAAGAAUCCAAAAAAAGCAAAGAAAAGAAGCGGCUUAAGAAACAGAAACAGAAGGAAAGAAAACGACGUGAGAAGCUGGAGAGGGAAAAACAAAACCCUGUAAAGGAUGAAGAGGUCGAUAAGUCAUCACAGUCAAAAGAACCAGGGAGUAAAUCAGUAAACGAUAAAUCUAAAGACGGUUCCAUUAAAGAUUUGGCUUCAGCUAAAGACACAGACAGCAGUGACAGUAGUGCAGACGAAUCCAGCGAUGAAGAUAGUGACAACAAGGACUCUGCCGACUCUGAGGAACUGGAUUUGACAAGUACUUUUGUGACUAAAGCUGCUGAGAUAGCCAGACGUAAAAUGGAGCAGAAACCUCGGCCGGAGAAGAAGAAGACACCAGUUAAAACAACCCCUAAAAAAACAACUGAAGACCAGGACGUUGAAAAGAAGUUACAAGAUUCCAUGACCCUUAACAUGCCUGAUGCUGAAAAUAAUAUAAAAAUAAGUACUCAACUUGCAUUGCUUGGGAAUAAAUUUGCAAGUGCCGGAGAUUUUAGUCAGGCUGUGAAAUAUUUUACGGAUGCAAUAAAAUACAACCCGACAGAGUUUAAGCUAUUUGGAAAUCGUGCUUUUUGUUUUGAGAAGAUGCAAGAAUAUGAGAAGGCACUGACGGAUGCAGAGCUGUGUCUCAGUAUGUGUCCAGGUUGGGAUAAAGGCCUGUUUCGGAAGGGCAGAGCUCUGGCAGGUCUGAAGAGGUAUACAGAGGCUGCAGAUACCUUCAGAGAGGUUCUCAAAUUGAACAGUUCCUGUGGAGAAGCUGCCCAGGACCUGAUGCGGGUGCAAAUCAUACAACUAAUGGACUAUGGUUUCUCUCAGGAGCAGAGCUCAAAUGCUUUAAUUAUUCAUGGGACCUUUGAUAAAGCUCUAGAGGUGUUGUCCAAGUUAAACCAUCAACCUGGUCCUUUCCAUAAUAGUGCUCACCCACCGGCUCAGGUGGUGAAUGUUACAGGAGUCUCCCCCGUCCUUUCUGCCAAAAUGAAUUCUGCCACUCCUCAUCCUCCACCUUCCCACAGUGUUCCAAAACCACCUCUACAGAACGUACCUUUAGGCCCGGUCCAGAAUGUCCAGACUCAGCAAAAGACCAACAAUGAAAGACCACCACCGGAACUGUUUCCAGUUUGGGUGGGAAACUUGAAUUGCUCUGUAACUGAGACCAUGAUCUCCAACCUGUUUAAUGAGGCUGGUGUCGUUUAUAGUGUCAAACUCCUGGUUAACAGACGGUGUGCCUUUGUCAACUUUACCAAACCAGAGUGUUGUGAUAAAGCAAUUCAACGCUUUCAUGGCUUUGAGUUGAAGGGCGUCAGACUUGCUGUGCGAUACCCAGACAGGAUUCCUCCAGGCAUGGGCAUUUCCAAAUCUGCCCUCAAAGCUGAUGAGAAUAUAAGACAAAACCAGUACAUGGAGGGGAGGUAUCCACCCGGCCCCAGGAAACCUUUUCCCCCGUACCAUCACGUCCAUGAUCCCAGAGGCUUCCACAAAUACUGAAGGACCACCUGAUGCCUCUGAGGACCUUCAUGUCACCUUUAAAAUAAAAAUAAAAGCAGUUAAACAUGAUUUUAAACCAAAUAGCUUAACACUGGCUGAACCAGACUAAUUCCUGGUAUCUGCAGGGUUUAAAGCUUUCUUUACACGUAUGUUAAAAUCACCAGU
Messenger RNA from Sphaeramia orbicularis (orbiculate cardinalfish), 2050 nucleotides. RefSeq names its product tetratricopeptide repeat protein 31-like. The transcript has 18 exons. The record is from RefSeq and is a predicted model, not a curated record. Gene Ontology annotation, molecular function: protein binding; RNA binding. Lineage: Eukaryota; Metazoa; Chordata; Actinopteri; Kurtiformes; Apogonidae. Bases 155 to 1885 code for a protein of 576 amino acids.